Molecule: messenger RNA, 1704 nt
Organism: Melanaphis sacchari
Lineage: Eukaryota; Metazoa; Arthropoda; Insecta; Hemiptera; Aphididae
Gene: msl-3
Product: male-specific lethal 3 homolog
Exons: 11
Coding region: 178-1521 (447 amino acids)
Biological process (GO): chromatin organization; regulation of DNA-templated transcription
Cellular component (GO): NuA4 histone acetyltransferase complex; nucleus; MSL complex
Source: RefSeq, a predicted model, not a curated record
AUGAGUUUUAUUUACUAAUUUACUCUUAUAAUUGUAUAAUUUCUACUUGUUAUUGAUUUUGGUUAUUGUUAUUUCAUUUAGUUAGUAUUUGAAUCGUGUCGAACAUCAUGGUAGAAGUUUAAGAGAGAUAUCAUUUAAUCCUCGUUGACUUCGUUGUGGCAAUGUCGAUCGUUAAUCAUGGCUUCAAAAAAAGUAUUGACUAAAUGCAAAUUUGAAGAAGGCGAAAAAGUACUGUGCUACGAGCCAGACCCUGCGAAAACUAAAGUCCUUUAUGAUUCUAAAGUUUUAAAAGUAGUACCCGAAAAAGAUGAACAAGGCCGCAAAUUCUGCAAAUUUCUCAUUCAUUUUCAAGGAUGGAAUUCCACAUGGGAUCGAUAUGUAACUGAUGAGUUCAUAUUGAAAGAUACAGAAGAAAAUCGCAAGCUUCAAAAAGAACUAGCUGAAGAAGCUCAACUUACGCCUGGUGGGAAUUUAUACAGAAAAGAACGAAAGAAAAGAGUAGUUAAACCAGAACCAAAACCAGUAGUAAUAGAGCCAGCCACAAUUCCUAUAGAUGAUAAGUCUAUGGUGGAAGACGAAAAUGUACCAGUACCUAUUGAUACAAUAUUAUUACCCAAAAGAAGGCUACCAGACCUUGAAUUUCCAGAUAAUUUAAAAUACCAUACUGGUUAUAAUUGUUAUUUAGCACACGAAAAGAAUACAUUGGUGCAGUUACCUUGUCAACCUAAUGUAGUUACAUUGCUUGAAAGUUACCUUAGGUAUUUAGCAAGAAAUAACUUCAGUGACAAUAAAGCAACAAAAAAAAAACGUCAACCUGAAGUACUUGACAAAAAACAACUAGAAAAACGUUACAUCAUUUGUGUAGAAGUAUUAGAUGGUCUGAGAAUUUGUUUUAACACUUUCUUAUUCAGAAAAUUGUUGGUAAAUGAAGAUGAACAAGCUCAAUAUUAUGAAGCGUUAAAAGUGACUCUUCAACCACCUGUUAACAAUAUUAUUUCUCAAAAUGGUGAACAAGACUAUAAUAAUGUACAAAAUGGUGAAGAAUUGGAUAGCCACGAAAACAAAAAUAAUGUUAAAGUUAAACGGGAAAAUACACGAAGUUCAACCAGUCAAUAUGCUAGCUCUCAACAAACUUGUUCAGAUUGCAGUUUAACAAAACCUCAAUGUUCAAAAAUUGUAAAAGAUAUGUUUGAAAAAGCACGUGAUGAGUAUGUAUCAAAAGCAGACUCAUGGAAAGCUGUCCCUGACAGUGUGUAUGAUGAAGAAAUAAAACAACCGGCUGUUAUAUAUGGUGUAUACCAUCUUUUAAGGCUUUUGGAAAAUUUACCAAAAAUAUUGGCUAAAACUGAAGUGGAUGGUGAAAAACUUUCAAUUGUAUAUUCAUACAGUAACGGAUUGCUAAAAUACCUCUCAACUCAAACUCAUUUGUUUGGAAUGCAGUAUUAUGUGAAAAACGAGAUGGAUGUUACAGUAAAAUCAAGUGCUUCGAUUCGAAAUCAUCGAAAUCAAAAGAAUAUUUAAGUUUUUUUAAGACAUCCUUUACAUCUAAACAUUGCAUACCUAUAUAUAUAUAUAUUUAUAUAUAAAUGUACAGAUAUCGAAUAUGUUAAAUAACUGUAAGUUAUUUAUGAAAAUAAUAAGUUAAAGUAUUUUAACUUAUCUCUUUACCAACAACUAUUAUUCAGAAAUUUUAUAACUUUCGAC